This is a messenger RNA of Bipolaris oryzae ATCC 44560, 714 nucleotides long. RefSeq lists its product as uncharacterized. The transcript has 4 exons. Bases 1 to 714 code for a protein of 237 amino acids. Gene Ontology annotation, biological process: protein acetylation. The record is from RefSeq and is a predicted model, not a curated record. Gene Ontology annotation, molecular function: N-acetyltransferase activity. NCBI's taxonomy places the organism in Eukaryota, Fungi, Ascomycota, Dothideomycetes, Pleosporales, Pleosporaceae.
AUGAAGUUGAACGAAAACGAGUGCAUCCUUACUCCGCGCAUGCUCCUGGUGCCAUACUGCUCGCAUCAUGUCCUAACCUACCACCAAUGGAUGCAAGAUGAAGAACUACAAAAGCUCACAGCAUCCGAGCCUCUUAAGCUGCCAGAAGAAUACUCGAUGCAAGAGUCUUGGCGACAAGAUGCCGAUAAAUUAACAUUUAUCAUCUGCACCGCACCAGAACGCUCCGAAUGGGCUGAGAAGAAGCAAGUUAUACCUGGACAGCAAGAUGCGCCUGAGUGCAUGAUUGGAGAUGUAAAUCUCUUCUUGUAUCCCUACGACAACGAUGAUGAUGAAGAUAAUGUACAGGAUGAAGAGAAGCAAAAUAACGAAGACCUGGUAGUCGGUGAACUAGAAAUUAUGAUCGCCGAACCAUCAGCUCGAGGAAAAGGCCUCGCACACGAAGCACUCCAGGCGUUCAUGUGGUACAUUUCCUCCUCCCUACCCGCUCUCCUCGCAGAAUACGCACAACAAGACAAGCAAAGAAGAACAAGCUUGCGCUACCUACGCGUUAAAAUCGACAAAGACAACAAGCGCAGCCUGGCGCUGUUUGAGAAACUAGGGUUCAAGCAUAGUACGGGGCCCAAUUACUUUGGAGAAAUGGAAUUGCGAGCAAAUAUGCUAGAUGGGAAUGUCAAUAUGGAGAAUGUCGAGAAACUCGCAUAUGGCUCCUCAUAA